Salvia miltiorrhiza (redroot sage) is the source of this 2570-nucleotide messenger RNA. RefSeq lists its product as uncharacterized. The transcript is spliced from 7 exons. The record is from RefSeq and is a predicted model, not a curated record. The coding region runs from base 512 to 2419 and encodes 635 amino acids. Gene Ontology annotation, molecular function: catalytic activity. Lineage: Eukaryota; Viridiplantae; Streptophyta; Magnoliopsida; Lamiales; Lamiaceae.
ACUGUCAUCUCAAUUAUAUAUUUCCAUUUAUUUAUUUAGAAAUGUUGGACAGUUGAGACUUUUCUUUGAUUCGAUGAUAACAACUCGGAUUGAGCACACACUGAUUCGCCCUUUCUCUCUCACACAUUCAAAAAACAACACAACAGAGGAGAUAGAAUAAAAGACUCCGGCGACAGAAGAACAAGAAAAUAACACAGAAAAUUCAUUCUUUCACUCUCUACUUUCCUUUUUACCAAAAUGUUUAUAAUUUUUCAAUUUCUGGAAAACCUGAGGAUCAGACGAAUUGUCCGAAUUGAUUAAACCCUAGCGCGACGGCGAGGUUUGUGUCGCGGAAUCCACGGCAGCGGGUUUGACGCCGGAGAUGGGAUUACGACGCCGUUUAGUGCGGCUUCGAUUUCUUCGUGUUUCUGUGGAGUUUUGCUUUCUCAUCGUUCAACAUUUCGAUUGUUCUACACUUGAAGACAUUUCAGAUUAAUUUUUUCCGCCUCGGAGUUGAUUGACUGCGGCAGAGAUGAUGAUGAAGGGCGGUUGGUGGUGGGAGAAGGUGCGGAGAGGAGUGAGGACGGUUUAUUUCAUGGUGGCGAUGGUUUCGUCGCUGCUCGUGGUGGCGUUGCCGGUGGUGGUGGCGAUCGUCGACGCCGUUUUGCCGUGUUUGUUAAUAUCUAGCUUUACGUGCGUCAAAUGCUAUAGCUUUAGGGAACAUUUGCAGAGAUACGCCUUCAAGAGCUCGCUUGUGGAUAUUCCUCUUGUUUCCAUUAUCAGAUCUCUCGUUAUCAUCUGUGUAUAUACAAUGUGCGAUGGCCCGGCACUGUCACAUGGUCCCUAUCUAGGAACUGUAACAAUAUGCUCAUUUGUGUCAAUACUUGUUCUUUCCAUCAAGGCUUGUGUAUUCACUGUUCAUGCUCAACUUGAGGGUGUAGCAUCAGCUUCUCUUUCAAGGAAGAGGCUCCAUCUGAAGAAAUCUUGGGGAAUGCCCGUUUUGUUUCUCUCAUCUGUUGUGUUUGCUCUAGGCCACAUUGUUGUAGCGUAUCGUACAAGUUGCAAAGCUAGAAGGAAAUUCAGUUUUCACCGUGACCCAGAGGCGGUGCUUUCUUGCAAAAUGAUUUUCUCUGGUUACCAGAAGGCUCCACGAUCACCCACUCCUGUAGGGAAAUCCUUCCGAAGUGAAAGUGCCACAAGGAGAAGAGCACCAGGAUUGGCACAUGAUGAUGGGGAAUUUCCAGUCAGUUUACUUGCUGACAAGGACAGUUUAUUCCUUUCUUGUCUUGGGCUAACGGUUCAUUACAAGAUACACAUGCCAGGAUCACCUUCACGUUCUUUGUCCUCCACUACACUUUUUGACGCUCCGUCAUUAAGCAUUCCACUGAAAACCCAUUAUAGUCUUCAUAGGAGUAUCAGUAACCAGUUCUAUGGUACCCUUUCACCGCUUGAUACUCCCCUCUUGGCGAGCACUCCAACAUCCCCAAUAUCCGAGGACGUGCCUGUUUUGAGCUUGCAUGAGUCUUUCGAGGAGGAUGAACUCAGCAAGCUAGGGUCUCCAAUGAUGGAAAGAAAUGGGGAUGCGAUCGAACAUUGUGGGAUUGUUUUAGUCCACGGAUUUGGAGGAGGAGUCUUCUCAUGGAGAAAGGUAAUUGGCGUUCUUGCUGGACAAGCAGGUUGUCCUGUUGCUGCUUUUGAUAGACCUGGAUGGGGUUUGACAUCAAGGCCAAGGAAGAAGGAUUGGGAGGAAAAUCAGUUACCUAAUCCUUACAAGCUCGACAAUCAGGUGGAUCUGCUACUUUCUUUUUGCAAGGAGAUGUUUUCCUCAGUGGUACUAGUUGGCCACGAUGACGGAGGAUUACUUGCCCUGAAAGCUGUGCAGAAACUUCGGUCAUCAGCAAAUCCUGUGAAUCUGGAGAUAAAGGGGGUCAUAUUGCUGAAUGUAAGUUUGUCAAGAGAACUAGUUCCUGCCUUUGCUAGAAUACUGUUACGGACUUCUCUAGGAAAAAAGCACAUGGUGCGUCCUCUUCUACGGACAGAAAUCACUCAAGUAGUGAAUCGGCGAGCUUGGUAUGAUGCCACCAAACUAACCACUGAAGUCUUGAGCCUGUAUAAGGGCCCAUUACAUGUGGAGGGUUGGGAUGAGGCCCUUCACGAAAUUGGUAAACUAUCAUAUGAAACAGUCUUACAACCGCAGACUGCGGCAUUGAUGCUCAACGCUGUUGAGACAUUGCCAGUUUUGGUUAUUGCAGGGGCAGAAGAUGCCCUCGUCCCUUUAAAGUCUGUUCAGACUUUGGCUUCAAAACUAUUAAAUUCUAGAAUGGUGGCCAUAUCUGGUUGUGGCCAUCUUCCACACGAGGAAUGUCCGAAGGCAUUGCUCGCAGCCAUAUCUCCAUUCAUUAGUAAGCUUUUACUAAGACCAGAAUUGCAAAGGCAAUAGGUCUGCUUGGUCAUAUUUGAUGUAGUUGGUAGUUAGUUUUGUGUUUUCAUCCCCAAAUUUGUUGUAAAUUUUCUCCAUGAGGAAGAAGCCCAAGUUCUGCUCUCCUUUUGGAUGUGCUUUUGAUCUGUUAAUUGAAAUUUGUUUUAGUGUU